ACCUGCCCCAGCGCUCCCGCCCCUGCUAACGCCGUAAACAUCCCUUCUCUCCCAUCAUUCUCUACCACCUCGACAUCCUCUCCGAGGCGCCGACGUAGCCUUCGCCAUACCUACACACGCAUCACCCGCACCAUACGUACGCAUUUACAUACGUACAACACACUCACCACACGUUCUUUAAUCCUCCCUUCAACUGGAUCGUUGCGAUUAGUACACACACGCGCGCUCUCGUCCCUCCGUCGUGACCAUCGGCGCCCUACCUACCUACCCUUCCCACCAAUACCGUCGGGUCCCGAUCGGGUGCCUUUUUUUCCUCCUUCUUUCUUUGCUCGGCGCACCCCGGUGCUGUCUCUUGUAUUCUGAAUUCCCGGGCUUCGAUCCAGGCACGGACCGACCAGGACAAUGCGACCUUUGAUCCUACAUAACGUCCCGGAUGAGGAGCUCUAUACUGGUGAUGAUGGCAUUCAACGCCCUUACGCCAUGAUCUGGCCCGAAGGCGACCGCCAGCGACCCCUUCCGCGCACGCGCGUACGGGAGAUUACCGAGACCGGGUCUUUUGGCAAGUCGACGAGGAGAUCGCGAUCGCGGACUGGCAGCCAACCGCCGAAACGCGAAGAUGCUACCAUGCAAAACGCGGAUAAAAUUUUUUCGAAUUAUAUUGCCAGCCGACAGCAGGCCUCUAACGCCGCGGCGGCGACGACGUCCGGAACCACCCCUUCCCCCCCUUCGCAGCGCAAGUCGAGUUAUCUAGGACAACCCGUCGCGCCCCCGGCGGAGGAGGUUACCUCCACCACCCAAGCCUCGACCUACCGGAAAGAGCCUACCGAAAUCAUCCUAAGGGGCUACGCUUCGCCCUCGCAACAGUAUGCUGCCAUAAACCAUUACGAACAGUUGGCGGGGAGGAUAUGCGAAGACUACUCGAGAGAGCCGCCGAUGGAGUCGCGAAGAUACAAGUCCGAUCUGCGAGACCCUGCGCUGACCAGGCGAAAACCAUUAUCGCCAGCCGAAAGAGCGAAGGUGAAUCGAAUUGCUAGCGGCGAGCAUUGGGUCAAGAUUACAUUCGAGUCGUCCGAGGCAGCAGACACUGCGCUGUAUGCGUCUCCGCAGAAGAUUCUGGGCUACCUGGUCUAUGCCGAACCCUUCCGCAACCUGCCUCCUAAGGAAGAUGCUGCAGUGCUUGAUGUAGCGGGAGAUGCCGGCAUGCUCGGCCCGUUUAGGACUAAGUCUUUCGGAGCCCCGUCGAGACAACCAUCUCAAACACGCGCGGAGAAAGGUGCGGCGUUUUCCAACUACUCAUUCCCAUCGAACGACCGAGCGGAAAGGACCGAAGCGCAAAAAGAGUCUCCCACCGGGUCCCAAACCUCCACUCAGACUAUCGACACGGCCACCGCCUCGACGGCCACCGUGACCGGACCCGCCGCGGAUGCGCAGCAAAACAAGGAGCAGCAGGACAGCGCGUACUGCCGACGGAUCCCCGAAGCCCGACGAGUCAAACUCCUGCCGGCCGACCAAGCACUGGCGCCGCAGAAGACCUGGCAGCAGCGAAUACUCAUGUGGAUUCCCUUGCUCGCGUGGUUCGGCGGCUCCAUGAUCGGAAACGAGGUGCCCCGGAACGAUGUUGGAGAGUUCGACUUCAACCGGGCGAGCCUGUACUGGAAGAUCAUGUUCUACCUCGACCUCUGGUUCGGUCUCUUCGGUCGUGAACUCGUCAGUGGCGAUAAGGACGACUGACUUGUCUAUCGACGCGUCCGGAUUUUUUUUCUCCCGUUUUAAGAAGCCAGAAUCUUUUUUUUUCUUUUUCAUCGCGUGUAUAUUCACAUUACUCACAUAUAACGAGGAGGACCAAGGGGGCUAACCACCUAACGGGCCGCCUCACGGUUCAGCGGACGGAGGAGGCACAGGGAGCCCACACUACACGCAUUAGCCGGGUUUGACGAGAAAUCAUUUGUAAGGAGUUUUACCAGGAUCGGACAAAAAGGAGAGAGAGAGAAGGACUCGUGGAUGGAGAAGGGCCAGCAUGUGUUUUUUUUUUUUUUU
Molecule: messenger RNA, 2037 nt
Organism: Durotheca rogersii
Lineage: Eukaryota; Fungi; Ascomycota; Sordariomycetes; Xylariales; Xylariaceae
Exons: 2
Coding region: 403-1731 (442 amino acids)
Source: RefSeq, a predicted model, not a curated record